UUUAAUAACCAUAAUCAACAGAACUUGUCAUCUCAUUUCAGAGUUUAAACCAAUUGCUGUAAUAGAUCUAUAGAAAAAAUCAUAGUUGGGAUUUUUUUUUCCGUCAAACUUUGUUUUCUUUAACAACGCUAACACAUUAACAGUUGUACUUCCUUUUUUAAUGCUUUGCAUUCAAGUGUAGCGGUUUAAUAUUCAGGCUUCCUGUUUAAGUGCUGAGUGGCACUUUGACUCUUGUUUAUGACUCUCGGCUGUUUUUGUGUUGAUAUAAGUUUAAAUCACCAGAGGAAAAAAUCAGAAUAAGACAUUUAGCUAUAAUGGAUGGAAGCUCAUUAUCAUCACAGUCAGAGGAGGAAUCUUCAAAACAGCUGUCUGUUUCCAAAGAAAUCAAUGAACAAACAUCACUCCAGUCACGACAAGUGGAGGAUUUGGCCCAAACAGAGAGACUAAUCUCUGGAGAGGAACACUUAACAUUAAUCACAGAAAGCAUGUCAAUUACAUCUGCAGACCAGGAGAAACUUCAACUUCUUAACAAAAACACAGAGCUUCGCAGACUCAACAAAGAGCUUAUGAAGCUAAAUGAGGACUGGGACCAUAUCUACCGUAGCACAACUACAGGCCUGCAACAGCGCGUGGCAGAUCUGGAACAAGAAAGUUUAGCCCUCAAGCAACUCAACAGCAGACUCCUCAUCAAAGUGGAACAUGAACAGAAUAAAAGUGACUACUAUGAACACACGCUGAUGCAAGAGCUAAAAAAAAAUCAGCAUCUUCAAGAAUACAUCCGCCUCCUGGAGAACCGUCUUCAACACACUGAUACCCUGAAAGACUGGGGCUUAGGAACUCAGAAUAUGUCAGCUGUUAUCAGCCCACCAGAAGCUCAUGUCCUGGAGCUAAGUUCAAAAUCUUCAACUUCCACUGCUCUGUCUCUGGACCUCCACCACAGGACUAGGUCCAGCCGUGCACAUCCUGAAAGCCGCGAGAAGCAGAAUGAUGCCAUUAAGGAGGUUCAGGACCUUAAGGAGCAGCUGGAAGCCUUAAGGUGCCAGACUAAAAUCUAUGAAGCAGACUAUAAAAUUGAGCAGAAGGACCAUGAACGCAUGCUCCAAGAGAACAAGAGGCUCCGGCGUCGUGAGGGCGAGAUGCGGCAGCAGAUGGCGCUGUUGCAAGAACAGCUGAAGGUAUAUGAGGAUGACUUUCAUAAGGAGCGCUCAGAUAAGCAGCUUCUUCAGCGGCUUCUGAUGAAGAAAGCACCAGUGGGGCAGGAGCCAGCACUAAUCCACCGCUGUAAUAAUGACCAGGAGCGGCCAAGAGGAGAGAGAAGAAGGAUAAGAGAGGAACAGAGGGCAGCUGUCAUGUGUCCAAAACACUGUGAGAACCGAGGACACCUAGAGUAUCCCUAAGAUAUACACAGGUCUAGUUAUAAAUGUGACUGUAUUUAAGGCUACUUGGUAAAACAUCAAAAAAAAAGUAUUGUAAUUCAAAUUUUUCAGCCACUUUACACACGGAUUAAUAUAUAGACUUUAAAAUGUCUUUAUCUGAGGCUUUAUAUUUAGUUUUGUAUGACUGUUUUGAUGCUUAAAUUUUACAUUUUUUAUUUUCUUUCUUACUGACAAUGUUAAUGCCAAUUUGUAACAAAAUAUUUUAAAGGUUAAAUAUAUUAUUUUCUUUGCCAUAUAGUGCAAUUCUGCUUAUAACAAUAUACUAAUGGGGUGUUCCAAUAAUUUAAAAAGACCAUCAGAAAAUGAUUACACCAUAUUUUAUGCUAUUGCUAUUUAACUAGCUAGUAUGUUAUUUAUAUAACUAUUUUUUUAACUGGUUCACCUUGUGUUAAAAUAUGCUAUCACUGUUUAAAUUUAACAAGACUUUCUACAUUCUACAUAUUUAUAGAGAUGUUUAGGUCUAUAAAUAGUCUAGCACCUUAAAAAAUACUUAUUUAGUACACACACACACACACACACACACACACACACACACACAUAUAUACAUAUACCACUGGUUUUAUUUUAAAAAAUGUGAAUAUACCACAAUAAAAGAUUGAGAUUUAUUUAACUGUACAUUUGGCUCUUUAUAAUACUGUACAUUUGGCUCUGAAUUACAGCAUGCUGUUAUUGUUUUGUUGUAAUGUAAUGGUUGUUUUGUUGAAAAUACAUAAGCAUAUAGUUACACACUGAAAUAAUAGCAAUUAUUAAUUCUUAUGUUGUAGGCUAAUAAUCUUAGAAGCCAAACACAUUUCAUAUUCUUUCAAUGACUUGGCAAACACCUGUCAUGGGGUCAUGCACUGCAUGAAACAAUGUUAUGAUGACCUGUAAAUAAUCUGUGAAUGCUUAAAUAAACAGUCUGCUGAAAUACUGUAUCAGGUACAUAAAACUUAUAUUGUGUAUACACUUUAGGCUGGGCAUAAGUGCAUACUGUAAAAUGUAUAUUGACCAAAGAACAAUUAAUUCAUCAAUACAUUUUCUGCAACACAA
This is a messenger RNA of Clarias gariepinus (North African catfish), 2465 nucleotides long. RefSeq names its product TNFAIP3-interacting protein 3. Bases 315 to 1397 code for a protein of 360 amino acids. NCBI's taxonomy places the organism in Eukaryota, Metazoa, Chordata, Actinopteri, Siluriformes, Clariidae. The record is from RefSeq and is a predicted model, not a curated record. The transcript is spliced from 7 exons. Gene Ontology annotation, biological process: cellular response to lipopolysaccharide; regulation of transcription by RNA polymerase II.